Gossypium raimondii (Peruvian cotton) is the source of this 565-nucleotide messenger RNA. Its product is annotated as heavy metal-associated isoprenylated plant protein 47. Lineage: Eukaryota; Viridiplantae; Streptophyta; Magnoliopsida; Malvales; Malvaceae. The coding region runs from base 1 to 408 and encodes 135 amino acids. The record is from RefSeq and is a predicted model, not a curated record. The transcript has 3 exons.
AUGACUGCUUUUAUUCUGCAGGAAUCAGCUACUGUAAAAAAGCCUAAUUGUCUAAAAGCAACAUUCUUUUCGGUGCCAGAGAAUAUGAAGGUAUACAAAUGCCGAACAGAAGCUUUACAGGUUGCUGCUGUUGCAUAUGGGGUUAAUUCGGUGGCCUUACAUGGACCGGAAAAGGACAAGCUAAUGAUAUUAGGUGAAGGGGUGGAUGUAGCAUGCUUGACUGAGGCAUUGAGGAAGAAGCUUUGCCAUGCAAACAUUGAAAUAGUUGAAGUAAAAGAACCAUCACCACCCAAACCACCAGCUCCACCGACACCGCCUCCUCAAAUUAUAUACUGUCAACAACCGCCACAGUUUGAAUGUUGCAGAGUGGUUGCUGAUCCUUCUCCAGCUCCUUGUACUAUUAUGUGAAUCUAAAAUGACACGAUUAAUUAGCAAUUAUAACUUCAAUUACGGUAUGUUUUCUUCGUCGGUUUUAUAUCAAUUUUAGGUACCAAAACAGUAAUCUAUGUUAUCCCAUUCGAUUGAAGUAGAUCUUUAUAUAUUCAAAAGAUUUGUUCUAUGUUUA